This is a messenger RNA of Anarrhichthys ocellatus (wolf-eel), 5386 nucleotides long. Its product is annotated as oxysterol-binding protein 1-like. NCBI's taxonomy places the organism in Eukaryota, Metazoa, Chordata, Actinopteri, Perciformes, Anarhichadidae. Gene Ontology annotation, molecular function: sterol binding. The transcript has 18 exons. The coding region runs from base 288 to 2663 and encodes 791 amino acids. The record is from RefSeq and is a predicted model, not a curated record. Gene Ontology annotation, cellular component: cytosol; perinuclear endoplasmic reticulum; plasma membrane.
UAAUGUCCCAGAUACAUCAGAAAUGAUCGUUAGCAUCGCGUACGUGGGACGUGUCAGGCUGGUUUGACAGCUUCCUGUUUGUGUAGCUAGCAGCGAGCUUAGUGACACGGACACUGUUUUAAAUACCUUCGAUGUUUGGAAAAGGCUUCUUGUUCCUCGAAGUACCUCACACCAGUGUCCUGGUUGUGUUUACGUAACUCCUGUGCGUCAUCUCGACGAGGAACCGGUGUGUUUUAUAGGACUGUUAUCGGCCAUAACUUCACCCAGUGAAACUACAGUCUGUUGUGAUGUCGGAGCCUAAGCCCCCUACUCCAACCCCUGGAGACAUGUACAAGGGUUGGCUCUUCAAAUGGACGAACUACAUUAAAGGUUACCAGAGACGCUGGUUUGUUCUGAGCAAUGGACUUUUGUCUUAUUACAGGACCCAGGCAGAGAUGGGUCACACAUGCAGAGGCACCAUCAACUUGGCCACAGCCAAUAUUGCCGUGGAGGACUCUUGCAAUUUUGUCAUUUCCAACGGAGGCGCGCAGACCUACCACUUGAAGGCCAGCUCAGAAGUAGAGCGGCAGCGAUGGAUCACUGCUCUGGAGCUCGCCAAGGCAAAGGCCGUCCACAUGCAGGCUGAAUCUGAUGACUCGGGUGACGACUGUCCCGCAGCGCCCCCCACCUCGGGACAGAGUGGAGGCUGCCGUAACUUAGAAAUCCAGUCCACACUUCGCACACUCGGCAGCAAGGUGGAGGACCUCAACACCUGCAAUGAUCUCAUUGUCAAGCAUGGGUCGGCCCUCCAAAGGUCUUUGUCAGAACUGGAGGGGAUUCGUGUCGCAGGAGACAUGGGGGAAAAGAUGAGACAAGUCACAGAGAGAGCCACACUGUUCAGAAUCACCUCUAACGCCAUGAUUAACGCGUGUAGAGACUUCCUCUCCCUGGCCCAGAGUCACAGUAAGCGCUGGCAGAAGGCCUUGCAGGUUGAACGAGACCAAAGGAUACGGCUGGAGGAGACUCUGGAGCAGCUGGCCAAACAGCACAAUCACCUGGAAAGAGCUUUCAGAGGAGCUACAGUUCUCCCCCCUUCAUUCAGCAAUCCCGCCUUAGCUAACAAAGGUGGUGGUCCAGUAAAAGGUGAUGCCAGUGACGAGGAUGAUGACAAUGAGUUCUUUGAUGCUAUGGAGGACCCAGCAGCGUUUAUCACUGUCCCUGCUGACCCCAAGUAUCACAGGAGAUCUGGCAGCAACAUCAGUGGGAUCAGCAGUGAGACUGGAAUGGACGAUCAGUCAGUAAAUUUUGAUGAACAGUCUUUGGCAUCCAACCCAGAGUCGCCACAGACUCUUGAGCUGGAGCCUGUUAGACAACGACGGACUCGUAUCCCCGACAAGCCCAACUAUUACCUCAAUCUGUGGAGCAUCAUGAAGAAUUGUAUUGGAAAGGAGCUCUCAAAGAUACCAAUGCCUGUGAAUUUCAAUGAGCCCCUCUCAAUGCUGCAACGUCUGUCUGAAGACCUGGAGUACUACGAGCUGCUGGAUAAGGCUGCUAAAUGUCAGAGCUCUCUAGAGCAGAUGUGUUAUGUGGCCGCUUUCACAGUCUCUUCGUACUCCACCACUGUCCACCGCACGGGGAAACCCUUCAAUCCUCUGCUGGGAGAAACCUUUGAGCUUGAUCGGCUAAAAGAUUGUGGCUACCGCUCCCUCUGUGAACAGGUGAGUCACCACCCACCUGCUGCAGCUCACCAUGCCAGCUCUGAGAAGGGCUGGAACCUCAGACAAGAAAUUACCCUGGCCAGCAAGUUUAGAGGAAAAUAUCUCUCGAUCAUGCCUUUGGGUUCUAUCCAGUGCUUAUUUGACAAGAGCGACAAUCACUACUCUUGGAAGAAAGUGACUACAACUGUACACAACAUCAUUGUUGGAAAGUUAUGGAUUGACCAGUCAGGGGAGAUAGAUGUGGUGAACCACAAGACGGGAGAUCGCUGCCACCUCAAGUUUGCUCCCUACAGUUACUUCUCCAGAGAUGUACCAAGAAAGGUAACAGGAGUAGUAGCUGAUAAGGAUGGGAAGGCCCAUUACGUGCUAUCGGGAACCUGGGAUGAGAAGAUGGAGUUUUCCAGGAUAAUGCAGAGCAGUAAAGGCGAGAACGGCACCGAAGGCAAACAGAGGACUGUCUAUCAGACCCUCAAAGCCAAAGAAAUCUGGAGAAAGAACCCCUUACCAGAGGGGGCAGAGAACAUGUACUUCUUCUCCUCCCUGGCCUUGACGCUCAAUGAGCCUGAGGAGGGAGUGGCGCCAACAGACUGUCGACGGCGCCCCGACCAGAAGUUAAUGGAGGACGGCCGCUGGGAUGAGGCGAACGCAGAGAAACAGAGGCUAGAAGAGAAACAGCGCACCGUCCGCCGAGAAAGGGAGAGGGAGGCUGUUAAAGCAGCCAGCUCACCCGAGGAAGCUGUCACUGAGGAUUCAAUCAAUGAUUCACCCUCGAAAACUGAUGCAAGGGAGACUGGCACAGACGCAAAUGAGGGUUUUGAUGAAAGCACUCAUCCAGACAACUACACGGCAAUGUGGUUCGAGAAGUUGGACGACCCCGUAUCCGGAGAGACCUUGCACGUCUACAAGGGCGGUUACUGGGAGGCAAAGGAACAGGGCGGCUGGGACAUGUGCCCUGACCUCUUCUGAUGACAGUGGAGUCGGCCUCUAUUCCUCUGUGGUGUACAAAACUUACAUCAGCUAAAAAUGGGGAUUCAAGCCUGACAUCAACCUGUCUUCAAUGUCCGUAGCUUCAACUGAUCUCCCCCCCCCCCACCACACACACUCGGUCCCCCUUGUCCAGCAGUGAUUUGCUCAGGGUUAAGGGCAUCUGGACUUUACCCUCAACGCAGAUACGAUGCACACUGUAACAUUGUUGUAACAUUGCAGCUGAUUAGUGUUCAGAAUUCCCUCUCACUGCCUCUCAAACACUGAUGGUUAUCUUAGUCCACUGCUUGUUCUCACUCCAGGGUUCUUUGGCCUUCGAGUUGCAGCUGGCAGCAAGUUAUUCUAACAAUGUCAUUAUGCAUUUUCUUUAAAAGCACUAUUAUCAGAAGCAUAAUUCAUCCAGAUGACAUCUUUCAAUAUACAAGGUUUGCUUGUAGAGAGUCAGCGACUACAGAACAUGUGAUUUAUGCAUUUGUUUUUGUUGUGCACUCCUGAUUAAGACUUUUGCAAUGAAUUUAUUGAAGCUUCCCCAGCACUGCCCAAUGUUGUUUUAUUCCAACACCGUAACAAUUCACUAUACCAGUUUCAGACCAUAUGCAUAGAUGCCAGAAGACAGAUGAAUGCUGUUUCUUGUAAAUAAUGGUGUAUUUGAACAAUUUUCUUUGCACUGGUUUAAAAUUAGAAGUGUCACAAACACCUAGACAUGAUACAAAGUUUGCCUUUGAAUUUAUGGUAGUUUGGGACUCUGGAGGUAUACUAUAUCUACAUAUUAGCCUUCUUUAAUUUUUACAAUUAACUAGUCUAUUCAAAAAUCAGUUUGUGAUUUUUCCUCCCAAUUCCCCUGUAAAAUACAUAAAUACAUGGUAGCUGUGAGGAGAUGUGAAAGUAGUUCCUUAUGAUUGUACCACUCCUCAUAUUUAGGCCUCGUUAAGUCUGGUUUGGUCAUUUAACAACAAUAUUUGUGGGUCUACACAUAAGUCAUUACAUAUACACGCAGUUGUUUUUUAACCUUUCUUUUCACUAUAGAACAAUAAAUUGUAAGGUUUUUUUUAUUGGGGAAGAAUAAUUAAAUUUUUCUAUGUAGCACAUUAAGUUGAAUAAAAUAUAUGUUCUUUAUUUUAUAUGAUACCAUUUUGAAUACUAUAUGAAUUAAAAUAGUGGUAACAAAUGUAUAAGUACCGAUGGAAAUAUGAAGUAAAAAAAUUACCAAUGGCACUAUUUUUUUUUUUUCCUUGUAUUUUGUCCAACAAUUCAUUUUAAAGAGUUGCUUAAGACUAAAUCACAUGUACAGUCACUACAUUACACUCUAAAUUGAUUUUGUUCCCAUUCUAAAGUCGUCCCAUCCCAUAAUUCUGUCCCGUAGAACCUCAAGAGCCGAUGAAAAAAAUCUGUGUUUUAUGAUACACCAUGACCGGGAACGGGAUGAUCGGAUUAUUCAGAUUAACAGCCUUUUCUGAUUCUCCACCCAAGUACACUAUUUUCAGACUUGUAUUUUCAUACCUGAAGUGUGUGCCCUCACCAACGCUGAGAUCAAUGGUUUAAAUUCUGCUCUCAAAGUAAACACUGAGAGUCACCAGCUGAGCUGUGUGCUGAUUUCUACUGGCGUGAGGCUUCUAGUAAAUUUGAAGUGAAAUAUGAGGCUCUUUGUCUUUCCCGUUUCCCCUCAAACGUACCGAUAAUAGCUUUAAUCUUGAUGUAUUGUAGUCGUCGUGUUUUGCGAGUGUAGUUUUUUAACGGACAGCAAUAAGAGUGCCUCAGUGCGUAUAUAUACAUGUAGCACAAAAUGAAAUGUGUGAAGUGACAUUGCUAAAACUGGAAAAACUGAAACCUGUCAUUGUAUGCGUCUGUGUUGUUUGUCAUUGGAAUGGAAGGACUGUGUGGUUGAUGAAAAAUCUAAAUUUCAUUUUAUAUUCAAGUGUACUGAAAAUGAAGAUCACAAAAAAAAAGGUUAUAUUUCUGUAUAAAUAUAUUAAAUAGUAAAGUAAUUGUGAUAUUAACUGGUUGUAUUGAUAGAGAAUCUAAUGGCGGUGAUGCACUUUUGCUUUAUUUUUUUGUUGCUUUGGUUCAUUGUUUACUCAGUACUGGAUGUAUACUGUGUUACAUGAGUCACCCUCUACCAGCUAGGAUAGCUUUAUUUUAAAUGACAUUCAUUUGUUUGGGUCUGAACCAUCACUUCGUUUGAUUUACUGUGUCUUCACACAGCAUUUAAGUACAGGUUGAAGAGUGUGUGAGGAAUGUACAGCCUCCUCUAUGUCUCUUAGAUUUCAGAUUUUACAGGUUUCCGUCUGUUCUGUCUCAUUCAACAUUUGUAUAAUCUUGAUUUUUUUUAGCCGUGGCUCCUAAUUUCUGAAGUUUCUACCCUUUUCAUCACUUUCAGUGUUUUCCAGCUGAGUUUGUUUUUGGCCUGCAAGGUGGAGAUGGUCACAAUGCCACAGCUUCCCACAAUUGACUCACGUUUGUUCUUGCACUAACAUACAGUGCAUUAGGUAUAGUGCCCUACUUGAUGUUGGCCACUGAAGUGUUGAGCUUGUUUUGACAACUUUUCCUGAGCCAUGUUAAGUAUUGCAAACAUGUGUCCAUUGGUUAAAAUAUACAUAUGUAUUGACUCACUGUUUUACAGUACUUUUAACCUUUUGUGUCCUUCAAUGCAGUUUUCUUUAGCAGGAUUGUGUUAGGGGUUGACAAUAUUAAAGUCUGAAUGGAAA